Messenger RNA from Scomber scombrus (Atlantic mackerel), 4262 nucleotides. It is a transcript of the gene frzb, whose product is annotated as frizzled related protein. The transcript has 9 exons. Bases 55 to 999 code for a protein of 314 amino acids. The record is from RefSeq and is a predicted model, not a curated record. Gene Ontology annotation, cellular component: cytoplasm. Gene Ontology annotation, biological process: non-canonical Wnt signaling pathway; canonical Wnt signaling pathway. Gene Ontology annotation, molecular function: Wnt-protein binding. NCBI's taxonomy places the organism in Eukaryota, Metazoa, Chordata, Actinopteri, Scombriformes, Scombridae.
AGACUUCACCGGAGCAACGACAGCCGCUGCCGAAGCCUCCUGACCGGACCAGACAUGCUCUCCCCGGGACUCUCCGUGUCUCUGCUGGCCGUGUCCUGCGCUCUGUGGCCGGCUGCAGUCCGAGCGGCGUCCUGCGAGCCGGUGCGGAUCCCUCUGUGCAGGUCCAUGCCGUGGAACAUGACCAAGAUGCCCAACCACCUCCACCACAGCACGCAGGACAACGCGGUGCUGGCCAUCGAGCAGUUUGAAGGACUGCUGGGUACUGGCUGCAGUCCGGAUUUGCUCUUCUUCCUGUGCGCCAUGUAUGCUCCCAUCUGCACCAUCGACUUCCAGCACGAGCCCAUCAAACCCUGCAAGGCAGUGUGCGAGCGCGCAAAGUAUGGCUGCGAGCCGGUUAUGAAGCGCUACAACCACAGCUGGCCCGACAGUCUGUCCUGCAGCGAGCUGCCGCUGUAUGACCGCGGAGUCUGCAUUUCACCUGAGGCCAUCGUCAAGGCAGAGGGGCCAGAUCCAUACUACCAGGACCCAGCCAGGUGUAACCCAGAAUCCAGUCCAGACUUUCCCAUGGACUCCAACAACCUCCACUGCAGAGGACCCAAUGGAGAUCGCUGCAGAUGCAAGCCGGUCAAAAUGGGUUUGAAAGCCUAUCUGAAGCACAACUAUAAUUACGUGAUCAGGGCAAGGGUGAGGGAGGUGAGGAAUCGUGGUCUGGAGCCCACGGCAGUGGUGGAGGUGAAAGAGGUGCUCAAGUCUUCCCUGGUCAACAUUCCCAAGGAGACCCAGACACUCUACUACUCUUCCUCUUGCCUGUGUCCUACUCUGGCUCCUGGGGAGGAGUACCUCAUUAUGGGCUAUGAGCAUGAGGAGACAUCCAGAUUGCUCCUGAUUGAUGGCUCCAUUGCUCAAAAGUGGAGGGACAAAAUGGGCAGGAAGGUCAAGAGGUGGGAUCAGAUCCUGCAGGGAAAAGGCAGAGGAUCUCAGCGCCGGAGUCGCCACUGAGAUCUGAGAUCUGACUCUGUGGUGUGUGUGUGUGUGUGUGUGUGUGUGUGUGUGUGUGCGUGCGUGCGUGCGUGCGUGCGUGCGUGCGUGCGUGCGUGCGUGCGUUCGUGCGUUCGUGCGUGCGUGCAUGCUUGCGUAUGGGUCUGUCAUAGGCUACUUUCAGACUAAUGUCACACUUAGAACUAGUUAAUUGAGGACAUAUUUUCCAAUUGAGGACGAAAGCCAUGUCCCCAAUUUGGUAAUAGUUGAUUUUUAGUUAGGGUGAGGUUAGGGUUAGUGUGAGGCAAGUACUGGUUAUGGGUAAGGUGGUUAGGGUUAGGGUAAGUCUGUAGGAAAUGAAUGUAAGUCUGUGUAAUGCCCCCCAGAAGUGACCUAGGACAACGUGUGUGUGUGUGUGUGUGUGUGUGUGUGUGUGUGUGUGUGUGUGUGUGUGUGUGUGUGUGUGUGUGUGUGUGUGUGUGUGUGUGUGUGUGCGUGUGUGUGUAGAUAUUGCACUAUCACAAGCUGUUGUAGCUGAAUGUAGUUCAUCUCUUCAUAUAUCAGACUGAUUGGAGCCUGAUUUUUGCCAUUUAUUAUCUUUGCACAAGCAUAAUUUAGUGUGCGUUUAGUGUAAGCGUGUUGGUCAGAGUGUGCGUGUGUUUGUGUGUGUGUGUUGUGUUGGUUUGUGUACACCUAAAGCACUCAAUAAAAACAAGUGAGGGGGGUCGGAGCUUGUAAACUGUAGUACUAAACCUACACACAGCCAUACAGUAUGUACAUGACACUUUUAUGGAACAAUUUGUUUUCAGUGUUGGCCAUGCUGGUUCCACAGCUCAUCUCCAUGGUUACAGUUUUUAAUAAUACUGAAUGUUGGCCAUGUUAUCAUGUUGGUUUGUUGGAAAACAUUUACAUGACAUGAAAGCCAUUUGGAUUUUGACAUUUGGUCUACGAUAGAUCUGUAGCAACCUGAACUUUACUGCAGCAGAACUCAACAGAAGAGGAAAGAAUACCGGUGCUUUAUUCAGACAGCAUCAAGACCAACAGAAGCAACUACAAGCAGAACACCAGCAGCAGAAUACAGGCAGACGGAGAGUUCACUUACUUCUUCAGUGUUGGUGGAUCCAGUGUCUCCUCUGGUCUCCAUAUCUGACGACAACAGAAAACAACUAAUGUCCGUGUCACAAACUGUUUUCCGUGCAUCACAAAUUGUUGGAUACUAAUUGAAUAUUCUGUUGAAGGAGUUUGGAGUGUGCCACUGGAAUAAUUAUACAUUUUGUGUUUAGGUCUGAUCAAUCAUUGAGUUGAUCAAUUUAAAACAUGUAAAUUCAAGUUAAGAAAUGAACUGUGAAACUGAAUGAAAGAUUAUCAGAUAAAAAUAGAUGAUUAAAUAAAUAUUAAAGCUGCAUGCAGUGAAUAAUUUUGAUAACUUUUCGUGUUCGUUAAAGUAUGAGGCGUGGAAAUAGCAAAAAUGGCGCCAAAAUCUAAAAUUCAAAUCAAAAUUGCCGACUUCCUGUUGGAGUUAGGGUAUGGGUCCAAGAGACUUUAUUGUGUGUCUUUACAUCAUACAUAUGUAUACCGACUUUCGUUUGUCUAAGUCAAUGUGGAGUGAGGGGCUCAAUUUUCUUAAUUUUCUAGGGGGCGCCGGUGAGCCAUUUUGCGAUGGCCAUUUCUGUGAACUAUAAAAUAUCACAUUUUUCACCAGGUUUGGCACAUGAGCAAAUUUUCAUGACUUUUCGGGACAAUUAGGCUCUCAAAAAUAUGUUUGUUUGACCAAGAAUUAUUCUUACAGAUUCAACAGGGCCUUCACACUGUCAGUGCUCGGGCCAUAAAUACUAUUUUUUAAUCAUUUUUAGACAAUUAAAAAUAAUUAUGAACUGACAAAUCAAAUUAGUUUUCACUUUUUUUAUUUUAAUGCAAAAUGUAUUAAUUUAUUAACACUGGCACACUCCACACACCAUGUAAACACCUAUCUUUUGCCUUAUUAUAGCAACUAAUGUUGUAAUGAUAGUUGACAAUGAUGUUGUUUAAACUUAAAUCUUUUUUUAAUUUUAUCAGGCAAAGUUGAUAAUGUCAUGUGACACACAGUGUUAUGUUUUUUUUCAUGUGCUGAGAUGGAAGUGAAAGUGAAUGUUAAACCAUUACCGAGGCACACUGCUUGUUUUAUUGAUGUGAUAUCUUUUCUGUUGGAUACUGGGGAGGGGUUGGAAAAGGCACGGUCACAUUACUUUUCUAUCCUAUAAAAAUGUACUUCUCUUGAAAUCUACACAGAUAUGGAUGCGUUUCCUGUUUUGAUAAACAUUGACACAAUUGACUCUGGUUGUGAGUUUUUGGUGAUGGUCAGCCAGUAUAGUGACCACGCUGAUCAAUAUUGUUACCCCGUCGUAUCUGUGACAUCAGCUCCAACAGAAGAGUAAUGUGACUGUCCCUUUAUGGAAGAUCAGUUUCUCCAUUUUGACUGUUAGGGUGAAGACUCUGGAAGCAAGAAUAUCCAGUGACACUGCAUUUGCCCCCUUCUUUCACAUUUCUAUGUGUCGAUGUUUAGAUGCAUGGUAAGAAUUGUGGCAAGCGUUGUGUAAAUAUGCAACCUAGCACUUUCUCCAACAGUUUUAUGAAUUAUAAAAACAAAAAAUUGAGGAAACUACUAUAUGAUCUCAAAAGCAAAAUGCAAAGUACAUUGGCUAUGCCCUGAUAUGCAUUGAACACACCUACAAACAGAAGUUAUAGUCGAGGUAUUGUAGUUGGGAUAUGAUAUUUGGGAAGUGACUGUUAUGCAAUCAGUGAUGUGUAGCACCUCGUCAAGACGUUUCCUAUAUGGGGGCUUACGUUGAAAAUAAUAGGUACGAUGGUUUUGACGUGACUGUCAAAGAGAGGUUUGCCUCAUCUGCGAUUUUAAACAUGAUUUAACGCUCUCUUUAGGACUUUUUUUUAAUAGAACAUGACUCACUUUCAUCCUAUAGAAUAUGAAUAUGAGCAGAAAUCUCCUUUCUCCACAUCUUUACUAAUGAGCUCUGAGAACUGUCCAAUAGGCUCUGGAAGGAACCAGGAUGACUACAUGAAAGGGAUUUAGAAGGGAUUUUCACGGCAGGUAUUUUGACAUGUCAUAGUAGAAAAGGCCCAGGUGUUACUAAUAACAGUGUGACAAUGAGUUCAGCAAGUCUCAGAAACCAAAGCAGUUAAUGGAAUUCAAUCAUUUUAUUAUUUAAACCUGUGUUUUUCCCACCUGACAUGUCAAAAUGUGAAAAAUGCCUGAUAGCAAGUCCUUUUACAUUUCUAUUGCAACUUUA